Molecule: messenger RNA, 4522 nt
Organism: Salvelinus fontinalis (brook trout)
Lineage: Eukaryota; Metazoa; Chordata; Actinopteri; Salmoniformes; Salmonidae
Product: aldo-keto reductase family 1 member A1-A-like
Exons: 10
Coding region: 141-1115 (324 amino acids)
Biological process (GO): aldehyde catabolic process
Cellular component (GO): cytosol
Molecular function (GO): aldose reductase (NADPH) activity
Source: RefSeq, a predicted model, not a curated record
UUGGGUUACAGAUAAACAGAUCCAUCCAGACUUUGACCUCUGUCUGUUUAAAACCAGCCUGACUACUGAGCAUCACACACACUCUGACACUCACAGAAGUCUGAUCGUUUGCCUGCCUUUCAGAACCUCUGGACUGAACCAUGAGUUCUUGCGUGACCCUGUCGUCAGGGCAUAAGAUUCCCCUGGUGGGGCUGGGGACCUGGAAGAGUGCCCCUGGACAGGUGAAGCAAGCGGUGCUGACGGCUCUAGACUGUGGCUACAGACACAUUGAUUGUGCUGCUGCGUACAGUAAUGAGCAGGAGGUCGGGGAGGCACUGGCUCUGAGGCUGGGACCAGGAAAGGCCCUGCGUCGUGAGGAUGUAUUUCUGACCUCUAAGCUGUGGAACACCCAGCAUCACCCUGACGAUGUUGAGACCGCCUGUAGGAAGAGUCUAAUACACCUGGGACUGAACUACCUGGACCUCUACCUCAUGCAUUGGCCCAUGGCCUUCCAGCGUGGGACAGAGCUGAUGCCCAAGCGGGCCGAUGGGAGUGUGUGUUACGAUGAAAUACACUACCAGGAAACAUGGGUUGCCAUGGAGAGCCUGGUUGAUAAGGGGCUGGUCCGAGCCAUCGGUCUGUCCAACUUCAACGCCAGACAGACAGACGAUGUCAUCAGCAUCGCCAAACACAAGCCUGUAGUCAACCAGGUGGAGUGUCACCCAUACCUGUCCCAGGCCAAGCUGCUGAGUCACUGCAGGUCGGUAGGUGUAUGUGUGACGGCCUACAGCCCCCUGGGUAGUGGUGACAGGCCCUGGGCCUCGCCUGAUGAACCCUGCCUGCUGCAGGACCCUGGACUGGGGGCUAUCGCCCUCCGCCACAGCAUGACCCCUGCUCAGGUCAUACUCAGGUGGCAGGUACAGAGAGGGGUAGUCUGCAUCCCCAAAAGUGUCACCCCCUCCAGGAUCCAGCAGAACCUACAGGUGUUUGACUUCUCUCUGUCGGAUGAAGACAUGAAGCAGAUGGAGUCAUUCAGCAGAAACGAGAGGUACAUCGUCCCAGCUGUGGAGAGGGACGGAAAGAGAGUGUGGAGGGACGCAGAACACCCCCAUUUCCCCUUCAAUGAUCCGUACUGACCCCAGAUCUAGAGACAGAUCAACUGACCCCAGAUCUAGAGACAGAUCAACUGACCCCAGAUCUAGAGACAGAUCAACUGACCCCACAUCUAGAGACAGAUCAACUGACCCCACAUCUAGAGACAGAUCAACUGACCCCACAUCUAGAGACAGAACAACUGACCCCACAUCUAGAGACAGAACAACUGACCCCAGAUCUAGAGACAGAACAACUGACCCCAGAUCUAGAGACAGAACAACUGACCCCACAUCUAGAGACAGAACAACUGACCCCACAUCUAGAGACAGAUCAACUGACCCCAGAUCUAGAGACAGAUCAACUGACCCCAGAUCUAGAGACAGAACAACUGACCCCACAUCUAGAGACAGAUCAACUGACCCCACAUCUAGAGACAGAUCAACUGACCCCACAUCUAGAGACAGAUCAACUGACCCCACAUCUGGAGGCAGAUCAACUGACCCCACAUCUGGAGGCAGAUCAACUGACCCCACAUCUGGAGACAGAUCAACUGACCCCACAUCUGGAGACAGAUCAACUGACCCCACAUCUAGAGACAGAUCAACUGACCCCACAUCUAGAGACAGAUCUACUGACCCCACAUCUAGAGACAGAUCUACUGACCCCACAUCUAGAGACAGAUCUACUGACCCCACAUCUAGAGACAGAUCAACUGACCCCACAUCUGGACACAGAUCUACUGGACACAGAUCUACCGGCCCCACAUCUGGAGACAGAUCUACCGGCCCCACAUCUAGACACAGAUCAACCGACCCCACAUCUAGACACAGAUCUACUGACCCCAUAUCUACCAAGCCCACAUCUAGACACAGAUCUACUGACCCCAUAUCUACCAAGCCCACAUCUAGACACAGAUCUACCGACCCCACAUCUAGAGACAGAUCUACCGACCCCACAUAUAGAGACAGAUCAACCGACCCCACAUCUAGACACAGAUCAACCGACCCCACAUCUAGACACAGAUCAACCGACCCCACAUCUAGACACAGAUCUACCGAGCCCACAUAUAGAGACAGAUCAACCGACCCCACAUCUAGACACAGAUCAACCGACCCCACAUCUAGACACAGAUCAACCGACCCCACAUCUAGACACAGAUCUACCGGCCCCACAUCUAGAGACAGAUCUACCGGCCCCACAUCUAGACACAGAUCAACCGACCCCACAUCUCGACAUUAUUUAUGAGAGGUAUUGACAUGUUGAAUGCGCCGAGGUGUCUGUCUAAACUACUGGCACACAGCUCCGACACCCAUGCAUACCCCACAAGACAUGCCACAAGAGAUCUCUUCACAGUCCAAGUCCAGAACAGACUAUGGGAGGCACACAGUACUACAUAGAGCCAUGACUACAUGGAACUCUAUUCCACAUCAAGUAACUGACACAAGCAGUAAAAUUAGAUUUAAAAAACUGAUUAUGGCACAGCGGGGACUGUGAAGCAACACAAACAUUGGCACAGACACAUGCAUACACACACACACAUACGAUAACAUACGCACUAUACAUACACAUGGAAUUAGUACUGUAGAUAUGUGGUAGUGGUGGAGUAGGGGCCUGAGGGCACACAGUGUGUUGUGAAAUCUGUGAAUGUAUUGUAAUGUUUUAAAAUUGUAUAAAUUGCCUUAAUUUUGCUGGACCCCAGAGUAGCUGCUUUGGCAACAGCUAAUGGGGAUCCAUAAUAAAUACAAUACACAGAUCUACUGACCCCACAUCUAGACACAGAUCUACUUGUUUAAUUUCUACACAACUCCUGACUGGAAUUACUAGGCCUACUCUCUAAAUUUGAUAACAGAAGAAUCAUCUGUACUGCAGUUCCUGUUCCCUUCGUGAGAAUCAACGUACAGUUGAAGUCGAAAGUUUUACACCUUAGCCAAAUACAUUUAAACUCAGCUUUUCACAAUUCCUGACAUUUAAUCCUAGUAAGAAUUCCCUGUCUUAGGUCAGUUAGGAUCACCACUUUAUUUUAUGAAUGUGAAAUGUCAGAAUAAUAGUAGAGAAAUUAUUUAUUUAAGCUUUUAUUUCUUUCAUCACAUUCCCAAUGGGUCAGAAGUUCACAUACACUCAAUUAGUAUUUGGUAGCAUUGCCUUUAAAUUGUUUAACUUGGGUCAAACGUUUUGGUUAGCCUUCCACAAGCUUCCCACAAUAAGUUGGGUGAAUUUUGGCCCAUUCCUCCUGACAGAGCUGGUGUAGCCGAGUCAGGUUUGUAGGCCUCCUUGCUCAGACAUGCUUUUUCAGUUCUGCCCACAAACUUUCUGUAGGAUUAAGGUCAGGGCUUUGUGAUGGCCACUCCAAUACCUUGACUUUGUCCAUUUGGAAGACCCAUUUGCGACCAAGCUUUAACUUCCUGACUGAUGUCUUGAUGUUGCUUCAAUAUAUCCACAUAAUUUUCCUCCCUCAUGAUGCCAUUGUGAAGUGCACCAGUCCCUCCUGCAGCAAAGCACCCCCACAACAUUAUGCUGCCACCCCCGUGCUUCACGGUUGGGAUGGUGGGGUUCUGCUUGCAAGCCUCCCCCUUUUUCAUCCAAACAUAACGAUGGUCAUUAUGGCCAAACAGUUCUAUUUUUGUUUCAUCAGACAAGAGGACAUUUCACCAAAAAGUACGAUCUUUGUCCUCAUGUGCAGUUGCAAAACGUAGUCUGGCUUUUUUGGAGCAGUGGCUUCUUCCUUGCUGAGCGUCCUUUCAGGUUAUGUCGAUAUAGGACUCGUUUUACUGUGGAUCUAAAUACUUUUGUACUCGUUUCCUCCAGCAUCUUCACAAGGUCUUUUGCUGUUUUGGGAUUGAUUUGCACUUGUCGCGCCAAAGUACGUUCAUCUCUAGGAGACAGUCUCCUUCCUGGGUGGUAUGAAGGCUGCGUGGUCCCAUAGUGUUUAUGCAGAUGAACGUGGUACCUUCAGGCAUUUGGAAAUUGCUCCCAAGGAUGAACCAGACUUGUGGUCUACAAUUUGAGGUCUUGGCUGAUUUCUUUUGAUUUUCCCAUGAUGUCAAGCAAAGAGGCAGUGAGUUUGAAGGUAGGCCUUGAAAUACAUCCACACCUCCAAUUGACAUAAUUUAUCAGAAGCUUCUAAAGCCAUGACAUCAUUUUCUGGAAUUUUCCAUGCUGUUUAAAGGCUUAGUGUAUGUAAACUUCUGACCCACUGGAAUUGUGAUACAGUGAAUUAAUCUGUCUCUAAACAAUUGUUGGAAAAAUUACUUGUCAUGCACAAAGUAGAUGUCCUAACCGACUUGCCAAAAGUAUAGUUUGUUGAAAACCGACUUCAACUGUAUAUACACACCAUACUAAAUUAUCCAGAAUUCGAUAUUAGCGUGAAAAUGUAUUUGCUACUAAACCUUGAUAUUGUCCCGAUGUAUGCAUGUGAGAUCAUUGGACAAAUAAAGAAAGCCUUAUGUCA